This is a messenger RNA of Aspergillus japonicus CBS 114.51, 981 nucleotides long. RefSeq names its product 6-phosphogluconate dehydrogenase C-terminal domain-like protein. Gene Ontology annotation, molecular function: oxidoreductase activity; NADP binding. NCBI's taxonomy places the organism in Eukaryota, Fungi, Ascomycota, Eurotiomycetes, Eurotiales, Aspergillaceae. Bases 1 to 981 code for a protein of 326 amino acids. The transcript has 2 exons. The record is from RefSeq and is a predicted model, not a curated record.
AUGACUCGUUCUCCGAAAGUCGGUAUUGUGUCCAUCGGAGAGAUGGGUGCGGGUAUUGCCAAGUUGCUGGUGGCCCAUGGCUACGUGGUUCUGACCAAUAUCACUGGCAGAAGUCCGUAUACAUACAAACGCGCGGAGGCGGCAUCGAUCACACUACUGAACAGUGACGAAGAUUUGGUAGUCCAAGCCGACUACAUCUUAUCGAUUGUGCCCCCACGGGAUGCGCUGGGAACCGCGCAACGAAUUUUCACUGCCGCGGCCUCAUACAGGGACGAGGCAUCCCCUCCACUCUACUAUCUCGACCUCAACGCGGUGAGUCCCGGGCGGGCACGCCACAUGGCCGAGGAGUUUCGGUUCCAUGCGCCCAAGACGGUGGUGUUUAUCGACGGAGGCAUUCUAGGGGGGCCGCCGUCCCCACUGCCCCCUACAGGGCAGAAGGGUGGGGACGGCAUCCAGUGGAAGCGGCCGGCCAUCCCGCUGGCUGGGCCUGAGCUCCCCGACCCUCAGCUCGCUCGCGUGCUCAACGUCACUCAUCUCGGUCCCACCGUAGGCGCGGCGAGUGGGCUCAAGUGCUGCUUUGGUGCUUUGAUCAAAGGGCUCAUUGCUCUAUCCAUUCAGUCAUUCACCACCGCCGAGGCCUUGGGAGUCUACGAGCCCCUCCAGGAGUUUCUCAAGCACUUCCAGCCCGCGCUCCAGGAGAGCACCACUCGCAUGAUCACCGAGAUCCCCCCCAAGGCCGGUCGCUGGGUCGAGGAGAUGUGGGAGAUUGGUCGGUGCUUCGGAGAGGACGGGGGCUGGGACAACGUGACUGGGCCCCCGGGGAGCGCAGAUAUCUACCGCCGCGUCGCCGAGGUGUUUCGAACUCUGGCGGAGGACACGGUGCUGGGACAAGAAAGACCCGAGCAUCGCGUGCGAGGCACGACUGCCAUCGACGUUGCGGUCGCCAUUGAGGAGACUUUGAAGCCCAAGGUGAAGGAGUGA